This is a messenger RNA of Paramecium pentaurelia, 561 nucleotides long. The record is from the annotation of a GenBank genome assembly. NCBI's taxonomy places the organism in Eukaryota, Ciliophora, Oligohymenophorea, Peniculida, Parameciidae.
AUGCUAAAUAAAUCAAUAAAAGUAACAAAAAAAGUUAUCAUCAUAAAUCAAAAGUAAUAUAUUAUGUUAAUAAUCAGAACUGACAUUAUAAAUGAGAAUACAAGUAUAAUAAAUAGAGAACCAUUAAGAAAUAGUGUAGAAGAACAAAGGAUUGAUCAAAAGAAUUCAAAUUAAACAUUAAUGAAUAAUGAUUUAAGUGAAUGUAAAGUAUAUGUUAUAUGAUAAGAGAAAUAUGAUUUAAGACAAUUACAAGAGAUGUUAAAUAUAUAUUUAAAAAACCAAGAGAAAAUGAAAGAGAUCAAAUUAAUAGUAGAUUUAUUAAAAAAUAGAACCAAUAAAUUAGAAUAGAAAUUGAGAUAAUAAGAAAUGAAAUGUAAAUUAAAGAGAAUUAGAAGAACAUCAAUUUAAAUAGAAAAGAAAUAUAAAGUUUAAAUUAAUAAUUAUAAUUUAAAGUGUUAUGGUAAGAAUUGUGAUAAGAGUUAUGGAUCUAUGGUUUCAUUGAAUUUACAUAUGAGAAUAAAACAUAAAAGAUAAAGAAAAGUUUAAGAAUAAUAAAAAUGA